Molecule: messenger RNA, 996 nt
Organism: Trypanosoma brucei brucei TREU927
Lineage: Eukaryota; Euglenozoa; Kinetoplastea; Trypanosomatida; Trypanosomatidae
Product: mitochondrial carrier protein, putative
Exons: 1
Coding region: 1-996 (331 amino acids)
Biological process (GO): mitochondrial ADP transmembrane transport; mitochondrial ATP transmembrane transport
Cellular component (GO): mitochondrial inner membrane
Molecular function (GO): ATP:ADP antiporter activity
Source: RefSeq, a predicted model, not a curated record
AUGGAUCACGAUCAACUAUACGACUCUCCCCAGUCUGCUAAAGACUCCCUUCUCGACAUGACAGCGCUUUUGAUCGUAACGUUUGCGCAGCGUGCAGUUAUGGCUCCGUCGUAUCGUGUAACGUUACUGGCCACCGUAGAAGGUGAGUUGGUGCGGGAAGGCCGGCUACCACCAAAGGGGUUUGGCGGAGUGUUUGGUUGCAUAAAGCGUUUGUAUGUCAAGGAAGGCGUAAGGUCAUUUUUCCGUGGUCUUUUAACUGACGCUGUGCUCUCUCUCCCUGCGACCGUUGUUGAGAACAUAAGCUCUACGUUGGUGUCUUUCGCGUUGCAGGUGGCCAUCCCUGUCAGGCUCGUCGAGUCGAUGAACCCGUGGACUUACUUGACUCUUUCACUCAGCUCCACAUCCGCUGCAGUUUUACUCGCAACCCCUGCCACGGGCCUACACAGCACAAUAGUGACGAACUACGUGGCUGACAUUGUUGCACCUGUUCCCUCGGAGAAGUCCAAAAAUCCUGACAAGGAUGACGGUGAAAACAACAAGGAGAUUAAGGAAGGCGAGAAGGGGGGUGAGGAAUCGUACCGAUAUGCUACAGCUACGGAGGCGGUGGCGAGCAUAUUCCGACGGUGGGGAUUCAGCGGUUUCUAUCGUUGCAUCGGUGCCGAUGCUAUUGCAGUCUUUCUGUACAGGGGAACCUAUUAUUACGGGUUGCAGCUGUUACCCAGCACCCUGCAUAAUCGCUUCCCUUAUGGCAUAAGCCGAUGCCUCGCCGUCGUUGCUGGUUUCUUAACUCAACCAUUUGAAGUUGUUAGUCGCCGCAUGCAACUCACUGCUUCCUCCACAACGGGUCGCCGCUACAAGGGGAUGCUCCACUGUGCCCGCACAAUUGUUGCGGAGGAGGGAUAUACGGCUUUGUGGGCGGGGAUGCAAGCACGGCUACUGGUGACCUGUGUGGGUGUGGCGGUGCUGGAACUGCAUCGCCAUUUCUGGGCCGUUUAG